UGUUUGCACCUUAAUGUUUACAGUUUGUUAUUUUGUUGCUUGACAUUAAAUAGCAAAAAAAAAUGCAUUGAUAUUACGGAUCAUUUCUGAAAUAUCUCAUUAAAGAGGGAGCUUUGUAAGAGAACAUAAACGUUACGGGUUGGUGAAUUUAAUGGCGCCGUGAACUUCGAUUGAAGAAAUCCAUCUUCGUAUUGGUAAAACAAAAUACAAUUACUAAUCCCGGUCUUAAAGUUUGAUGUUUGAUCUUUGGCUAAUAGAAAAAGAAACAAGAUUUAGGAGCAGAUAUGUUGCGAUCUGUUCAUCUCAAAAACUUUGUGGGAUACAUAGACUACCAGGUGAUGGACUUUUCAAACGAUGGACCUUUCAUUCUCAUUGGCGAAAAUGGUUCUGGUAAAAGUUCUGUUUUAGAAGGUAUCCGACGGUGUUUAAAGCUGGAACUUAGUACAUCAAUAUCUUCAGUAUCUGACUCUGAAAAAAUCUCUUUUUUCAUCUGCAACAUUAAAACUGAUAGUUCACGAAGUAAUGACGUGGUACUCGGUAUCGUGUCUAAUCCUCUUAAUUCUAAGCGGAAUCAAGACGGACAAGAUGAGAUGCAAAAUCGUAGUGGUGCCGCCGAUAUAAAUUCUGAAAGAGAUUCAUCUGGAAACAAAUCCACAACUAAAAAUACCAUAGAAGAGUAUUAUAAGUUUGCCAUUUCUAACCAAGAUAAAAUACUGAUUGAUCUGAUUACUUUAAGAAAAUCAGGGGAUGAAACCGAUCUUGAGGUGUCUGCAAGCUACAUGCUGACCAAUGAAAACUCACCCAUUACCAUAGACAAAUGCAUUGAAACUUUUUCAAAUGUAAAUGACAAUGGAAAAGGCAUGGAGGAUUGCAUCAAGUCAAUUUUAGUAAAUCUCGACAAAGCCUCAAAUACUUCUCCUGACAAAUUGAAAGAAAUAUUGCGCACAAUGACAGAGCAGUUUGUUUUUACAUUCCCGUCGCGGUCAAUGGCUCCUUAUCAGUGGUCUGAAAGUAAACGUCACACCAUAGAGCAUCGAAAUGAAAAUUACGAAGAGGCUGUAAACAGAUGUGAAAUAAUAAACUUUUAUUAUAACCACUUAGAAAAGUUUGACAAGGGCAAAGAAAAAACCUAUUUCAGUCAAGUAACACAAGGUGAAGAUGACAACUUCGAGCAGAUGGUGACAGGAGAGAGCCGUCCAAAAAGGGGCAGAUUUGCUUUGAUAAAAACGCCAGAAGGCAUUUUGGGCGCAAAGGAAUUUUCUAUCCUGAUUUCAAGCAAACAAUACAAGACCCUUUUGCUUGAAGAACCAGAAAGAGGAAUGCAUCCACAAUUCGUAGAAAGAAUGGUUCAGAUAAUGAAAAAAGAGAACAACAACACACUUGUUAUACUCACUACACACCAGAAGGGAAUUAUAACUCCUUGGACAAUACUUGGAACAUUUAUCUUCAGGCGAAGUGAAGAAGGCAACCGAAUUAUAUCCGGCAAAUCUGUCCUUGACGAAGAGGAAGUUGUCAGUAUGAAGGACAUCAGAUUGUUUACAUCACAGCAUAUUUCGGACAUUUUCUUUGCAAGGAAAGUGUUAUUUUAUGAGGGCGAUUCAGAGGAACUUUUCCUUGGAGAACUUAAAAGUCAGAUUGUAAAUGGUGAAUGCCUUAUCACAUCAAGAGUGUUCACUGGGGAUGCAAGCGACAAGUUGAAGAACAGUCUGUUAGAAUAUACAUUUAUCAAGAUGAAUGGUGAAGGCCAGAGUGUAUUCUAUCAUAAAGUAUGUGACAAACUCAAGCUAAAUCACUUAUUUCUUUUAGAUAGAGAUAAUUCUAACCCGGAGGAGAAAAAUGACGACUACCAUUUUCAUUGGAAGGAUGGCGACAUUGAGAGCAUGGUUUUGAACAUGUGUAGAAACAAUGCGAAGCUUACAAGCGAUCUUUUAAAAGAGAACGUUAUAAGUUUCAGUUCGAAAAAUAACACAUAUCAAAUUAAAUCAAAAAGCAAAAAAGGCAAACUUUUCCUUGAUGAACGUAUCAACUAUAUUAACAUCAAACAGAGUGUGAAACUCCUACUAGAUCACUGUGAGGCUGAAGACGACCUUGCCGCAUUUAUCAAAAGGUUAAUGCAAUAGCAUAUUCUCACAUGAUCUCAUUGUUGAUAAACUAUCUAUGUCCUCUGACAAAAGCUUGUGGAACUUGUAUGCCUUAUAUAUAACUCGUACACUGUCAACAAUAAGUUGUGUUUUUGUUCUUUUUCCCGAUUUAUUGAGGGUCAUACAACGCAUGGAGUGACACUUACGUGCAAUAAAGGUUUUAUGAAAACCGCAGUAUUAUUACAUCUUCAGAUGUUUCCUUAUUAAACUUUAACCGUUUUAAAUGUUGAAUAUCUUUAAAGUAGGUGCUAGGGGCACAAUAUCAUAUGCAUAUUUUAUCUUGAUUUUGUUGCUCACUCACUCGUUUGUUUUUGUGCCACUUUAAGCAAACUUUCAUUGAUAUUUCAGUCGUUAUAGAUUUAUUUUUUGUUUUAAUUAUCAAAUAUAAAGUAUCCAGUCAUAGUUUCAAUAUUUAAAUGCACUUUCCCAUACAUCACCAAUACAAUCCAUGAAAUAAUGGAGAUUUGACUGAGUGGAAUUUGUCAAAACACAUAUCUGAAUAAAUAUGCAUAAUUUGAAAAGCAUGAAUCAGUUUUGUGGUAGGUGAGAUAUUUAUGGGUUAAUGGUCGGUCCAGCUUUUCCAUGUAAUUGAAUUCUACCUUUACUCAGAUAAACUUUUUAAUCGGAAAAUGCAAUGAUAAUAUAGAGAAAUAUUCUCUAUUUAAAAUAUUCAUGCACUGAAAAACUUGCUACAUGUAUUAACGGCGUGAGAUUCGAAGCGGUGCCCUUUCACGUAGCAUUUAUAGUAUGGGUAUGGGU
Messenger RNA from Ruditapes philippinarum (Manila clam), 2900 nucleotides. RefSeq lists its product as uncharacterized. The transcript is spliced from 3 exons. NCBI's taxonomy places the organism in Eukaryota, Metazoa, Mollusca, Bivalvia, Venerida, Veneridae. The coding region runs from base 285 to 2120 and encodes 611 amino acids. The record is from RefSeq and is a predicted model, not a curated record.